AUGGAUAUUUCCAUUCCUAUCCAGGGACCUCCGUUCGACCUUACUCUGUCGCACUGGGAUCGACUCUUCCCUCCAACGCAUUCCAGACGAGUUCUCUGUUUCCGUCUGACCCCAGAUGCUGAUAAAUACCAAAUAGUCAAUUGGCUACACAUUGCCCUGCAUCAUACAGUGCAGCGUGUCCCUUUCCUCGCCGGCUCCAUCGUCCCUUUCAGUUCAGAAGAAGACAACCGGCCGUGGCUGCGCAAUCUCUCUCCCAACGGGUCUGCAUAUCUAGAUGUCAAGGACCUCUCUGGCGAGCUAAACUAUGACAAGCUAGCCGCGACAAACUUCGACCCGUCACUUCUCGACGCGGAUAAGCUGUGCUCGCUGCCAAGAGUCGCGUAUGUGCAGGACGACCCGGUCGACGUUUGUCGCUUCCGGGCAAACUUUAUAGAUGGCGGGCUUUUACUGGUUGUAUCUAUUAUACAUAUCGUUGCCGACGGGAGAGGUGUGUCGGAGAUAAUCAGGAUGUUUGCGAGUAAUCUUCGCAAAGCGCAGGCUGGAAAACUUGGUCAUCCCUUGGAAAGAUCUACGUCGACCUAUAUCUCUGAUCGAACGCUUCUGGUAACGGGAAAUAUUAUUUCAGGCAACAUCGACAGACACGCUGCAUGGACGGCGUCAAAUUUCAACGCACACGCCAACAUUGCCGACGUCGAGACGUCCUGCCGCACAUUCCGCAUCAGUGUCCAGGCCUUGUCGACCUUGAAAAAGACUGCUACUGCGACAUCAGACGGAGCUGAUGACUGGGUCUCUACGGGCGAUGCGAUCGCAGGCCUGAUAUGGCGCAGUAUUAUGACCGCUCGGCAUCGGGCUGGGCUUUUGGCAAGGGAUGCGACAACACACCUCACCCAGCCUGUAGACUGUCGCUCUCAUCUGCGCCUUCCAGAGCCCUACUUCGGAAACACUCUCUACAUGACUAAAGCCUCAGUGCCGUUUUCGAUAUUCAAAGACCCUGAAAUCGGUCUCUGCAAGGCAGCUCGUAUGGUAAGGGCCGAUAUCCAGGCUGUGACCGCAGAUGAAUUCAGAGAUUUGGUGGGCUAUGCCGAGCGAACUGAGAAAGAAUCUCAUACACGGUUGGGCAUCAUUGAAGAUUUGCCUACAGGGGGUCUUAUUUUAACAACUCACUUCAAGUUCGCAAUGCACCAGAUCGAUUUUGGUCCUGCGUUUGGCGACGGCCAUAUCAGUGCGUUCCGCGUGCCUGCUAAAGGCAGCAUGGCUGGAGCCGUGUAUGUGCUGCCCCAAUUGCCCGAUGGCAGUUGCGAGUUUGUAGUCACAGAGAGUAUGUCGACGCUGAAAUAUCUCUUGGAGGAUGAAUUCUUUGCUCGAUUUGCAGCUGAGGCCACCCAGGCUCUGGAUACGAACGUAAAUCUCGUCCUUCCGGAAAGGAAUCUUCGUCCAGCAGCACUGCCCCAUAAUAUCUUCAAUUCUGGUAACACCAAGACCCUCUCAACCAUGCUAGUAAGCACUAUACCAGCGCCUCACGGCGGAACAAUACAGAUCAUUCAACUCGCGCGAGGUAGCGCAAAGAAUGCCAUCUCGCCCCAGCUUCUGCACGAACUCAACAGAGAAAUCGAGUCUAUCUACGACGAAUCGAAAACCAACUCAACCCGGGCACUCAUCAUAGCCAGCGCCGUCGAUGAUGUCUUUUGCGCGGGGGCGGAUCUGAAAGAGCGCCAGGCCAUGACCCUGAAAGAAACGCACCUCUUCCUCGCCUCCCUCCGAUCAGCUUUCAGCCGUCUCUCCCAUCUUCCCAUCCCAUCCAUCGCCUGCCUGUCAGGCAUGGCGCUAGGCGGUGGUCUCGAACUCGCCCUUUGCUGCCAACUCCGCGUAUUCUCCCCCAAUGCCACCGUUGGCUUGCCCGAGACCCGCCUCGCCAUUAUCCCCGGGGCAGGCGGCACAUACAGACUACCGGCUCUAGUUGGUCUAUCACAUGCCCACGACCUCAUUCUCACAGGCCGCAAAGUCCCUGCCCAGGAAGCGGCCGGCAUGGGCUUGUGCAACCGGCUGGUAGCUACUGAUCCAAAUGAUUCUCGAGAAACAGAACGGUUACUUACUCUCGAUGCAGGUAUUGAGCUUGCGCAGGAGAUUACCAAGGGCGGGCCUGAUGCAGUACGACAAGCUGUGCGGGCACUCCAGCGAACUAGUGAAGCUGCCGAAAUCGCCGCCCACAGUUCUCUUCUACGAUCAACUCAGUAUAUAGAGGCGCUGCAGGCGUUUAAGGAAAAACGAUUACCAGUGUUUAGGGUUGAAUCUCAACCCGAGAAGGCUCGGUUGCCAGCAACUGGUUGGAAUCACAUGGUCCGGUCUAUGGAGAAGUAUCAGAGUGUUAUGUCAAUUUCUUUGCUUACUUGCUUCACUAUGGGAAUGGGAGUGAUGUUUUAUCGUCAAGCUAGAGUUAGCACUGGCACAGUAGCAUCAUGUACGUCGGCAACUUUGAAACAACCGAAAGUGGCCGUCAAAAGACAUAAAAGUCCCUCAGGAGAACCAUUUCAGCUCGGCUCAUCACAUCACAUCGACAAAACCAGGUCAAUCUUUGAGGAAAUGCCCUCAGCAACGCCAAUCAAUCCCAUAGUCCCCACAAUCGACAUAGCCCCCUUCCUCCUCGAUCCCUACUCCCCCUCCGGUCAAGAAGUCAUCUCCUCCGUCCGCUCGGCCUGCAAGAAGACCGGAUUCUUCCAGGUAACAGGCCACGGACUCCCCGAAGAGCUCCAACGCGCUCUUUUCCGUGCAGCAGCGCGCUUCUUUGCCCUCUCCCUCGACGAAAAAAGCAAACUUGACGCGCGCACAACCAUCGGCCGCCGGGGGUAUGACGUUCUUGCAUCGCAGACGUAUGAUGCCGGUGUCUUGCCGGAUCUUAAAGAGGGAUUUUAUGUUGGGCAUGACGUCCCGCUAGACGAUGAGAAAGUUCUAGCCAAGCGCUUCUUCAUGGGACCGAAUGUAUGGCCCGAAGAGACUGUUUUGGGCGCAGAUGCAUUUCGGGACCAUGUCGAGGCAUAUUUCAGCGCCAUUCAUGCACUUGCCUUGAAAGUACUGGAUCUUGUUGCUCGGACGCUACCAUAUUACUGCCCUGAUAUCUUUGCGGAUUUUACGACAGGUCAUACGGUUGCUGUUCUACGCAUGCUGCAUUACCCCCCUACCCCUCCUCAGUCUGCAUCGCCAGACAAAUAUGGCAAGAAGAUACCACGGCAAUACGGCGCAGGGGCGCACACCGAUUUUGGCGCCAUUACUCUGCUCCUCCAAGACGGGCAUGCAGGACUCGAAGUGCUCGACCCGGUCACCUCCGAGUUUGUGGAGGUGAACCCCUCGCCCAGCGCGUUUGUCUUUAAUGUCGGCGAUAUGCUUUCGUUCUGGACCGGAGGCGAGUAUAAGAGCAGCGUGCAUCGGGUGAUCAACAAGGCGCCGACAGACCGGUAUUCGGCGGCAUUUUUCUACGAUGGCGCGUUGGAUUGCCCAUUGGUGCCACUGGAUGGCAGCAGCCAAGGAACAACUGAGGGGGGAGUCUAUACAGUGGAAAAACACAUGAUCAAGAGAAUUAGCGAGAGUUAUGCGGCCGGUAAAUAG
Molecule: messenger RNA, 3600 nt
Organism: Talaromyces atroroseus
Lineage: Eukaryota; Fungi; Ascomycota; Eurotiomycetes; Eurotiales; Trichocomaceae
Exons: 2
Coding region: 1-3600 (1199 amino acids)
Biological process (GO): fatty acid beta-oxidation
Cellular component (GO): mitochondrion
Molecular function (GO): enoyl-CoA hydratase activity
Source: RefSeq, a predicted model, not a curated record